GCCUUCGAUUGCAUCCAUCACGACGAUCAUCGCCAUACAAUGCCGCCCGCUAAGCAGACGGCGAUGGCGGCUGGUGGCGACGAUGAAGACGAGGAUCCAUCUCAGCUUCACGUCGAUGGUAUGUCCUCAUCUAGGACUACUAACAGCAGAGAGAAGCUGAGGUUGUGCCAGCAAAUCGUCGCUGACCAUUUUGGUCCGGUAGCAGAGCAAGUCUCGUCAGUCCUCCUACAACGCGGUCGCCUCUCUCUCAAUGAUAUUGAGCGCUUCCUCCGCGUACCACCGGGCACAGUAGCAGCAGGCUCGUCUUCUUUAGCCUCUACGUCGUCGCCCAAUGCGCCUCAACUUUCGCGAUCCCAGAUUCUGCACACGCUCAUCGUCCUUGUUCAGCACAACAUCCUCUACCACAUCCGCCUCGACGCCGACGGCUCCUUCAUUGAAGACGUCGACCAGCCGGGAGGCGUCGAGUACUUCGUCAUCAACACCGAGAUUAUCCUCGCUCGCAGCCGCUUCGGUAUCUUCAUGGAGACGGCAGAGUCGCAAUGGGGCUAUGAGGGACUUGAGAUCGUCUCGCAGGUCCUUCAACAUGGCAAAAUACAGGUCGCCGAUCUUCUCAAGCAGAUGCCGUCCACCUCGGCGGCUACAAGGCCACUCAUUACCCAUCUCCUCUUGUCCUCCUACCUCGUCACGUCCACACAGAUCGCCCACUGGUCCCCACAUGACAUGCGCAUCGCAUACAACUUGCAAGCGACCAAGGCCUUCAAGGGAAUCCCCAGUCAGAAGGAGAAGCAGGGGAUCGCGGCCGGCGUCAGCGAAAGGAUUCUCAAAGAGAGGCGAAAAGCGGCGUCAACGGGCUGUAUACCGCGAACAAAGGACCAUUGGUACGAGCUCAAGGCGUCCAAGAGCGGCAGUAAAAGUCGAGCAAAGGCUUCUUCGUCCUCAUCGGCGGCCGCGGCGGGCAAGAAGCGCAGAAAAAAUCUCGCCCUUGAGGAUCCUUCAGACGAUAGCGAAACCGAAGCCAGUAGCAAUCGCGGCAAAAAGGCCAACGGCAGCAGCAGCAAACGGUCUAGAGAUGCCAACGGCAGCAAGGUGGACUCGGUCUUGCUCAACCCUCACCCCGCCGUCAACGGCAGUGACUCUCAUGCUCGGCCAGCCUGGAUGGAUGCCCUCAGCGACGCACAGCAAUCUUAUCUCGACGAAUGGAUUGUGGACGACUCCGCCUUCGUCCGCCUCAAUUACGACCGCUUCGACGUACACAUCCGCAACGAGCUGCUCUGCUCCCUUGUAGAGAAGCACUACAACGAGUCGGCUGCAAAAGUCUACAUGGCCAUCGUCGAAGCGGCAGACGCACGCUCGCUCGAGUCGUCGAGCGGCGUAGACGGAGUCGUACCUGCGCCCAGCGUAAGCGACUCGGUCAGCUUGGGUGUAAGCCUCACGCGCCUCUCCUCCACUCUCAAUAUACCCUCUUCGGUACUAGCGGUGGGCUUCGACGCGACGAUGCUCACAAACCUAUCCCACGCCGAGCCGGGCAAAAAGCCCGUCAAGCACGACUUCCUACUAGAGUACGUUGCGCUCCUCCUGCGUGCGGAGGACACUCUAGUCCAGAGCAGCCGCAAGCCAUCAGACCUUUCCGCCGCCACUCGGUUCCUCGUCCCUGGCGUAGAGUCAAAUGGAAACUCUUCCUCGUCGGGCGGUGGCCUCAGUACAUUCACAGGUGCCCGCAUCCCCAAUGCAGUCUCAAUCGACUAUUCCUCUGCCGGUCGCAAGCUCAAGUGGCAUCUGCUGCGCAAGACGGUCGAAUCCACACUUGGGGAGACGGAGGCGCGCGUUCUGGGCGUGUUGCGACGCGAGGGAAAGUUGGAGGAGAAGCACAUCUCCAAGCUGGCGCUCUGUGCCCUUGGUGAGGCAAGGGAAGCCUGCGCGAGGCUCUUUGGUCAGGGCAUCGUUUCUCUUCAGGAGGUGCCCAAGUCCGCCGACCGAAAUCCUCAGCGCACCUUUUUCCUUUACUUCCUGGACUAUCCACGUGCUCUGGCCUGGCUUGGCGAUCAUCUUGCCAAGACGCAAGCGCGCCUUGCGCAGAGGCGCAACGUUGAGAGGGGUAGGGAGAGGACUCUGCUUGCGAAGAUCGAAAGGACGGAUGUGAGAGACGAGGGGGUAGAGAAUGUACUGAGCGAGGUGGAGAGGGAGAGGCUGGACAAUGUGAAGGAGAGGCUCAUCGUGCUUACUGGGGAGGAGAUGAGAGUUAUGAGGGAGGCGUGGAUCCUAGCUAGGAUGAGGGGCUAGCGCCUCCACGCGAUGCUCGCGAUUUCAACGACGUCUAACCUUCAUUAAUUCACGACGAGAUUACAUUCAGCAAAGACGAUGACGCACGACAUUCUUCCGUUGUAUCAGAACCCGCAGCAACACCCUGUCACGCCCCACCCCCCUCCAACAACCCUGC
This is a messenger RNA of Jaminaea rosea, 2437 nucleotides long. RefSeq lists its product as hypothetical. Gene Ontology annotation, biological process: DNA-templated transcription. The record is from RefSeq and is a predicted model, not a curated record. The transcript is spliced from 3 exons. The coding region runs from base 40 to 2280 and encodes 746 amino acids. Gene Ontology annotation, molecular function: single-stranded DNA binding. Gene Ontology annotation, cellular component: RNA polymerase III complex. Lineage: Eukaryota; Fungi; Basidiomycota; Exobasidiomycetes; Microstromatales.